CAGGAUACCUCGACCCAAUAGGCCUUCUAACUAUUUAUAGCAAUUGUCGUUAUUGUUCUUCAAUUCAACACACGGGAAAAAAAAAAAAAAACCAAGUCUACGUUUACCUCUCUCGCUCCUCCUCGUUUUCAGAUCUCGUCUUCAAUCAUGACAACUUCAAGGCGUCUUUCGGAGAGGAAGGUGGAGAAAUUUGAAAAGAACAUCAAGAAAAGAGGUUUAGUGGCUGAAAGCACAACAAAGAAGGGAAACACAUAUCCUGUUGGGCCUGUAUUACUUGGAUUCUUUGUGUUCGUUGUUAUCGGAUCAUCUCUAUUCCAGAUCAUCAGAACAGCCACUAGUGGAGGGAUGGCUUAGAGGUAUUUUCAACAUCUUGCAGCCAGCGAUGUAGGUUUACUUGUUCUAGUGUUAGUUGGGAUUCCAGUAAAUUAUCAUUGCUGGUGUCAUUGAGAGGUUGUGAAGUUCAACUAUGCUAUAUCUUUCCUAUAUCUUACAGUGGACAUGUAAUGCUAUCUUAUAUUAUGAUGAAGUUACUCUCGGCACUUCUUUAGAAUGUUAAAUAUGUACUCGUAAUGACUUCUUUAUAAUAUCUUGUGCAGAGUUUGUUUUAACUUAAUUCUUACAUUUUGGAUUUUAUGAUCA
Messenger RNA from Chenopodium quinoa (quinoa), 639 nucleotides. RefSeq names its product stress-associated endoplasmic reticulum protein 2-like. NCBI's taxonomy places the organism in Eukaryota, Viridiplantae, Streptophyta, Magnoliopsida, Caryophyllales, Amaranthaceae. The record is from RefSeq and is a predicted model, not a curated record. The coding region runs from base 148 to 354 and encodes 68 amino acids. Gene Ontology annotation, biological process: endoplasmic reticulum unfolded protein response. The transcript has 3 exons. Gene Ontology annotation, cellular component: endoplasmic reticulum.